AUGGACGACAUCGAUCUCGGCGGCGGCUCAGGGAACAAGCUAGGAAGAGCGGUGAUAUACGUCGCUGGUGCUGCGACGGUGGCUGCCACCGGAUUAGCACUCUAUUCGAUAUGGCUCCAGCUCAAGAACUACCGGAAACCACUACUGCAGCGGUUCGUGGUGAGGAUUUUGUUGAUGGUGCCGUUGUAUGCGAUUACAUGUUGGCUAUCGCUGUGGAGUUUCAAACUCUCCUUCUACAUCGAACCCAUACGGGAUAUCUACGAGGCCUUUGUAAUUUACUGCUUCUUCGCCCUCCUCAUCGCCUACCUCGGCGGCGAGCGAAACCUCGUCAUCAUGAUGCACGGUCGAACCCCCAAACCCCACGCCUGGCCUCUCAACCACUUCCUCCCCCGCGUCGACAUCUCCGACCCAUACACCUUCCUCGCCAUCAAACGCGGAAUCUUACAAUAUACUUGGCUCAAGCCGAUAUUGGCGGCGGCAACGGUGUUGAUGAAGUGGGCGGAUGUGUAUCAGGAGGGGUACAUUGGGUUAGGUAGUGGGUAUUUGUGGAGUGGGUUGGUGUAUAAUGUUAGUGUUACGGUGAGUUUGUAUAGUUUGGCGAUGUUUUGGGUGUGUAUGUCGAAGGAUUUGCAGCCAUUCCGACCUAUGCCGAAGUUCCUGACGAUCAAACUCGUCAUCUUCGCCUCCUACUGGCAAGGCUUCGCCCUCGCCAUCUUUGUCUGGUUGGGAACAAUUCAUCAGGUGGGCGGGUACACCCCCGACAACAUCGCCCGCGCAAUCCAGGAUGCACUAAUCUGUUUCGAGAUGCCCAUGUUCGCAAUCGGACACUGGUACGCGUUCUCCUACAAAGAUUACUGCGACCCAACUAUCUCCGCCGCUCGAAUGCCGGUGUACUACGCCCUUCGCGACGCGUUCGGGGUGCGGGACUUGGUGCAGGACUCGAGGGACACGCUUCUUGGUGAACGCUACGGCUACCGCGCCUUCGAACCCGGAGAAGUCGAAAUCCUCCCCGGCGCAGACGCCCGCUGGGCCCGACAAAUGGAAGGUCUCCGUUACGAAAAAGGUGGGAAAUCCAAGUAUUGGAUCCCUAAACCCCCUGUCGUCAACUCGCGUACUGCGCUAUUGGGUGCAGUUGGUGGUGCGGAGAGGUGGAGGAAGGGGAGGAAGGGGCGGCAGGUGUUGGUUGAGAGUGAGCUGGAGUUUGAGGUUGAUGAGAGGGUUGAGCGGUUGUAUCGGGAUGCGAAGGGGUUGGAGUUUGGGGAUUAUAACUAUCCGGUGAUUGAGGUUCAUAACGGACCGAUUAGCCAAUUCGUCAAUAGCCGAGGCAACCUACAACACCCUACGACUUCGACACAUGCGGCACUUCUCAAAGGAAAGGGACGGGCAGAUAACCCGGAACGGUUACCGCGACCUUCGUCGCAUCGGCAGUCGAGUACGCAGUCUGGGUCCUCUACGUCAUCGGCUAGGGAGGGGUUGGUGGAUUUGGUCGUUGAGGACCGUGAUGAAGAAGAACGGGAACGCGUAAGAGCGAGAAAGGAGGGUCGGGCAUGGGAUGAGGACCGGAAGUUUUACCGGAGGGUCGAGGAAGGACAUCGUUCGCGGUCUCGUUCGACCGCUACUCAAGAUCGUGAGGAUUCGAGAUUAGUGAGUACGGAGGAGGAAUUAGAAAGUGCACGGGAAGUCGAGGAAGAGGAGAUUGUGGUUGAGAGUACGGGGAUUGCGCCGCUGGGCCCUGCGGGGGAGAUGAGGGGUGAUGGGAUGCCGCAGGGGAGUUAUGAUCCUUUUACGAUUGUGAGCAGUGAUGAGGAGGAAGAAGAUAAUGGAGAGAGCAGUAAGAAGAAUGGGAGUGAGCAUGGGCAGCAUGGAUUGAUACAUUGUCAGUAUUCGUCUAGUUUGGCACCGGAGAGGAGUGUCUGGGCACGGGAUGAGAUCUGA
This is a messenger RNA of Saitoella complicata NRRL Y-17804, 1935 nucleotides long. Its product is annotated as DUF300-domain-containing protein. The record is from RefSeq and is a predicted model, not a curated record. Gene Ontology annotation, molecular function: transporter activity. Bases 1 to 1935 code for a protein of 644 amino acids. Gene Ontology annotation, biological process: transport. The transcript has 6 exons. Lineage: Eukaryota; Fungi; Ascomycota; Saitoellomycetes; Saitoellales; Saitoellaceae.